AUGGGUUGCCGUGGAUGGAAAUCAGCGUACUUGAACCCGAAAAAGAAAGCUUUUGUCGGGGUGGCGCCGACCAAUUUGCAUCAAAUGCUUGUGCAACAGAGGAGAUGGUCGGAGGGAGACUUCCAGGUUCUGCUGUCAGAGUAUAGUCCGGUCUCAAGCUUGUGGUUUGUCCCGUUUGGGUACGUGACUGUCGCAGCUAAUGCGUAUAGCCUAGCAGAGUUCUUGUGGUGCGGAGGAACGUUCCGUGGAUGGUGGAACGAGCAAAGGAUGUGGCUUUACAGAAGAACAAGCUCGUUUCUUUUCGGAUUCAUAGACACGAUUCUGAAGAGGCUUGGGGUUUCGGAGUCUGCGUUUGUGAUCACAGCGAAAGUAGCAGAAGAAGAAGCAGCAGAGAGAUACGAGGAAGAGGUGAUGGAGUUUGGAGUGGAGUCUCCGAUGUUUCUCCUCCUCGGAACACUCGGGAUGCUCUAUCUCUUUUCCUUCUCCGCCGCAGCGGUUACGAGACUCAUGAUGACUUCUAGAGACGGCGGCGGUUUUCAGACCAUGGGUUUGCAGUUUGUGAUAACAGGAGUACUCGUGGUCUUAAACUGGCCAUUAUACGAAGGCAUGUUGUUGCGGAAGGACAAGGGGAAGAUGCCAAUGAGCGUGACAGUUCAAUCUGUUGUCUUAGCUUUAUCUGCCUGCACUUGUAUUGCGUUUUUGUGA
This is a messenger RNA of Thlaspi arvense, 705 nucleotides long. Lineage: Eukaryota; Viridiplantae; Streptophyta; Magnoliopsida; Brassicales; Brassicaceae. The record is from the annotation of a GenBank genome assembly.